Molecule: messenger RNA, 843 nt
Organism: Amblyraja radiata (thorny skate)
Lineage: Eukaryota; Metazoa; Chordata; Chondrichthyes; Rajiformes; Rajidae
Product: equilibrative nucleoside transporter 1-like
Exons: 4
Coding region: 180-530 (116 amino acids)
Biological process (GO): nucleoside transmembrane transport
Cellular component (GO): plasma membrane
Molecular function (GO): nucleoside transmembrane transporter activity
Source: RefSeq, a predicted model, not a curated record
GCUCGUACCGGUCUCUCCUCUCGUUCUAGAUCUGGGUCACGGCUACCUCGAUCUGCCUGGUGUUCACCGUGACUCUCUCUGUCUUCCCGGCGAUCACGGCUAAAGUGGCCUCGCAUACGCGGGAGGGGAAGUGGAAAGAAUACUUCAUUCCAGUGGCCUGUUUUCUGCUGUUCAACGUCAUGGAUUGGAUCGGCAGGAGCUUUACUGCAGUCUGUAUGUGGCCCCGGCGUCCUGUCCUGCUGCUGUCCCUGGCGAUUGCCCGCGUGGUGUUUAUCCCGCUGUUCGUGUUCUGUAACGUGAGGGGGGGGCUCUACCCCGACGCCCCUUUCCUUCACGACGCCUGGUACAUGGUCUUCAUGGUGGCCUUCGCCUUCUCCAAUGGAUACCUGGCCACCCUCUGUAUGUGCUACGGCCCCAAACAAGUGUCUUCCCGUGAUGCUGAGACCGCCGGUGCAGUCAUGGCGUUCUUCCUGGCCCUUGGGUUGGCACUGGGAGCGGGUCUCUCCUUCCUCAUCAAGUUCAACGUCUGAAGCUCUCCCCCCCCCUCCCCCUCUCUCUCCCCUCCCCCUCUCUCUCCCCCUCUCUCUCCCCUCCCCCUCUCUCUCCCCUCCCCCUCUAUCCCAGGGCAAUGGACCCCAGCACAUGCCAAUUCUAUUCGCCUUGCCGUGGGUUCAGCCCAGUGCAGGGGUUUCUCCUCCUUGGUUGCUGGUUCGAUACCUGCCACCGACCUUGCUGGGGGGGGGGGGGGGGGCUGUGUUUAUUGCACGGGGCAUUUACCCCCCCCCCCCCACUUUCCCUCUCCACCUUCCUGUCCCAAAAUAACCCCAGGAGGAGAAUCCCCCC